Equus caballus (horse) is the source of this 1009-nucleotide messenger RNA. RefSeq names its product SNF8 subunit of ESCRT-II (gene SNF8). Gene Ontology annotation, biological process: protein transport to vacuole involved in ubiquitin-dependent protein catabolic process via the multivesicular body sorting pathway. NCBI's taxonomy places the organism in Eukaryota, Metazoa, Chordata, Mammalia, Perissodactyla, Equidae. The record is from RefSeq and is a predicted model, not a curated record. Gene Ontology annotation, cellular component: ESCRT II complex.
UGACGCGCGGCCCGCGCUUCCGUAUUGGGGAGCCGGCGGCGGAUCUCCGGACACGGGGAGCGGGGGUCCCGGCAGCGGGGCGGCCCGCGGGCCCUGGGCGGGGAUGCACCGCCGCGGGGUGGGAGCCGGCGCCAUCGCCAAGAAGAAGCUUGCCGAGGCCAAAUAUAAGGAGCGAGGGACUGUCUUGGCUGAGGACCAGCUGGCCCAGAUGUCAAAGCAGUUGGACAUGUUCAAAACCAACCUGGAGGAAUUUGCCAGCAAGCACAAGCAGGAAAUCCGGAAGAACCCUGAGUUCCGGGUGCAGUUCCAGGACAUGUGUGCCACCAUCGGGGUGGAUCCUCUGGCCUCGGGAAAGGGAUUUUGGUCUGAGAUGCUCGGCGUGGGAGACUUCUAUUAUGAGCUGGGCGUCCAGAUUAUUGAAGUGUGCCUGGCUCUGAAGCACCGGAAUGGAGGUCUCAUAACUCUGGAGGAGCUCCAUCAGCAGGUGUUGAAAGGAAGGGGCAAAUUUGCCCAGGACGUCAGCCAAGACGACCUGAUCAGGGCCAUCAAGAAACUAAAGGCACUUGGCACUGGCUUCGGUAUCAUCCCUGUGGGUGGCACUUACCUCAUUCAGUCUGUUCCAGCAGAGCUCAAUAUGGAUCACACUGUGGUGCUGCAGCUGGCGGAGAAAAACGGCUACGUGACUGUCAGUGAUGUCAAAGCCAGUCUUAAGUGGGAGACGGAGCGAGCGCGGCAAGUGCUGGAACACCUGCUGAAAGAAGGGCUGGCCUGGCUGGACCUGCAGGCCCCAGGCGAGGCCCACUACUGGCUGCCCGCUCUCUUCACCGACCUCUACUCCCAGGAGAUCACCGCUGAGGAGGCCAGAGAAGCCCUCCCCUGACUCUGGGAGCACGGGAGGGGGCACACGGCAGACAGGGAGAAGAGGGAGGAGCUGUUGGUGAAUAAAACCUGGACAACUUUGUUUAAAAAAAAAGAAAGAAAAAAUCUUCCAAGUUUUUUCUUCCCUCAA